AUGCCGUCACUAUCACCGACAUCAGCACCCAACGAGAACUCAGAGAGGAAUUUCACUGCGUCCUUACACAUAGAAACAAAGAACGCAAACUUACACGCAAAAGAAAUGGAAUUAAUCAGUAAACUUCUAGCAGAUUACAUAGAAACGGUAACUAAAAGUGAACACACGGAAUAUACAACUAAGAGUAAAGUUGAAAACACCAAAAAAGAAGUUCAAGAACCAAAUAUUGCACGUGAUUCUAAAAAUAUUAUACCAUCUUUGAAAAAACAAAUGAACGAAUUAAAUAAUUUCACAAAAGAUGAUUUGCGCUCAAAUAUGUUAUUUGAAUCUAUUUUGAAAGCGGUUGAAGGCUAUCCGUUGAAAAUAAUGUAUAAUAGUUCGCACCACUACAAGAAGUCACAGGAAACGCCACUCAGUCAAAUUCCGAGAGUCGAAACAAAGUCGAUUGAUGCAAAGCAGACCAAAGAAAGUAACUCAUCUAGACUUCUCAGUCGUCUUCUUCGAGUCCAAGAGGAUUUCGAGAAUUUUGCAUCAACCAUCUCUUACAGCCAAGCUACUACGAAAAAAGCCGAGAAAAGAAUAAAUAAACAUUACCAGGACCCAGUAAUUAAAGAUCGUUACAAACAAAAUAACGUCCUUCCCUAUUUAAAUGAGAUAAAAAACAGCUCACAACUCUCAGAGAAAAAGAGAAAUGUUGAGAAUAAUCCAGUGACAAUGAAACAAUGGGACCCAGUACGAGUUUUCCCAACGAAAAAACCAAAUCACGUUUUACCAACAGGAGAUUAUGCAAAAAAGUCUGAUGAAGAUUAUCGAUCUCGACCUUCACAAAAUAUCAAAGAAAAAUCACCACGAAUUAAAUCUAAGAGAAGGUAUGCAAAAUCGGAUGACGAACGAGAAAUUGGACAUAGAACUGAGCAACCCCAAUAUUUAAAUAUUGUUAAUAAUCAAGUACAAUCUGCAGAAAUAGAGAAACAUAAGAGAAAACAAAAAAGGCACCAUUAUCGCGAUGUGCAACCUAAAACAUUUAAGUCCUUGCUACCAUCAAUAAAACAGAAGAAACAAAGCGAGCAUUCAACACAUACACAUACACACAGCCCAAUAAAAAAACGUUUUGAAAUUACAUCCAAUGAAAAGGAUUGUUCAGAGUCAGGUGACGAUUUGGUUAUCGAGAGGAGACAAUUAGGAAAUGCGUAUAAAAAAGGACGAGAAAAUUAUCGUUACAUGAAUAAUGAACUGAGCAUGAACAAUGAAAUUAAAAAAGGAGGUCCUAGUAGUCGGCAGCAUGUAAUAGAAAACACGAAAGUUUCACAAAAUCGUCAACAUAGGAUUAACUCACCGAUCAUUAAGAAAUGGCAAAAUAAUGCUGAUUCCAUGGUCCAAGUGAAAAGGCGUGAGACGCCAGAUGUAGCCAAUCGUGAACAGCAACCAGCAGUAGGUUUCCAACCAGUAGAGCGUUUGGAACCAGUCAUAGGUAUGCAACCAGUAGUAGCUUUGCAACCAGCAGCUGGCUUGCAACCAUUAGUAGGUUUGCAUUUGCAACGAGCUUUGCAACCAGCACCUGGUUCGCUACGAGCAGUAGAUGCGCAACUGGACACAAGUUCGCAACCAGCAGCAGGUUCACAUCCAAUCGUAAAAGUAAGAGCGAUUGGAGAGGCUCAACCUUUAUCACCUAAAGUUAUCAAAGAGAUCGCUGAAAAAGUCAAGGAAAUCGUGCUAAAGGAUAUAGAGGAAGGUGUUACUAUCAGGAGCGUUGGGGCUAGCACCACUGUUGGGACGACCACGACUGAAGUCUCUGUUCAGAGGAUUUCUUCUACAACUCUUUCCACAACAACCACUACACCUACCCCGCGAACCACGACUGAAAAAUCAUCAACGGUGCAGAAAAACACUGAGGCGAACCCAGUGAUGCAGCAGCUGAUGGAAAUAUUCAAAGAGUUAAAAGGUAUAAAGGAACCUACCACCACGACCACCACGUCCACCACACAGGCGCCGCAGCCCACCACAGUGAGUAAUGCGACUCCGAUACUACAGAAAAUACCUACACUACCUGUCACACAAAAAUAUCCGCAAAUAUUUAACCCGUACAUAGUAAAAGGCCCACCUAACCUUAACGAGCAAAUGGUAAACAACGCACCAUACAUGCAAGGCUUACCAUACAUAGCACAUGUAUACUCCCGGCCCAUUACCAUACAAACCAACGAUGACCAGAUUGCCCCCCUCGCGAUACAAAUAUCCAAACCUUUGAAGGCCAUGAACCAACACGUUGUGAUCACUACACAAGAUCCCAAUGAGAAAAUAAAACAAGAACUACAACGAGAGAGUAAAAAACGUAUCGAGGAAAACUUUCGGAUGCCUCAUUCGGAACUUGCAAAAGUACAAUUUGCAGACAAUAUCAAUAGACACGAUGACAGAGUUGCUUACAAGAAUAAAUUUAUUAAGGAUAGAGAUAAGCCGUGGUAUUACCAUGAACACAAUGAUGACGUUCGCCACGACGACUCUCAUCCAAUGGACUCUAGAUUCAAGGGCAGUUUGAGUCACUUACAGGAUUUAAAUCGUGCAUCAAGUAUGAGCCACACUGAGAAUCUACCGUACAACGGGAGAAUAACUGAACAUGAGUAUAAUCAGCCUCAUAGCCAACAGAGUGACAUGGGUAAUUUGGAUGUAUUGCAGCACAAUUCGAGAGGUCAAAGUUAUUCUGACUAUGAGAGACACAAACCAAUGAAGUUUCACGAAAACCUGGAAAGGUUUGAGGAUUGGCCACGAAAUAAUUGGAAAGAAAUUAAAUCAUUGUCGGCAGAAAACAGUUGCGAAGAAAUACCCGCGAGGCAUCAGGUGCCUAUUGUAAAGGAGAAGGAACGAACGAGGUAUGACGACACGCACUUUACGAACUUUCUAAAGUCGCAACAAAAAGUGACCGACAUGUUGGAGAAGAUGUUGGCGAAUAAUAUGAAGGAUUCCGGCGACCAACCGCUGAGCAUGGAGGUACCAUAGUGUAGUCACAUAGUUUACAAUAUAAGUUUGUCUUAAAACCUUCCACUAACAUAUUGUUAAUGGUCCAUAAGCGAUUUUAUUAAAACUUAAAAA
Molecule: messenger RNA, 3084 nt
Organism: Spodoptera frugiperda (fall armyworm)
Lineage: Eukaryota; Metazoa; Arthropoda; Insecta; Lepidoptera; Noctuidae
Exons: 2
Coding region: 1-2991 (996 amino acids)
Source: RefSeq, a predicted model, not a curated record